CUCCAACGUCGGAGUUUCAUUUUUUACAGUGUGGAGCAGGAAGGCUUCAGCUGAAGAAGUGAAAGUAAAAGUCAGAACCUGUGAAAAGCUCCGACACGAGACAACGUUCCAUUUCCACAUCCACAGUUGAACUGAGUUAGUUUCCAGAUCUCCGGAGAGAAGAUGCUCCAGAUCGACUCUGAGCUGAAGUCUGGAGGAUUCUGCUUUGAAAACAGCCGCAGAACAGGAUGUUAGUGAUGCUCCUGAUGCUCAUCAUCAUUUCCAGAAAUGCAGUGUUGGAGUCCAACUUGUCGGAACUCGGCUUCAAAGCUCCCAGUGCCAGAAAAACCGGGACCACCAUCGCUGGGGUUGUUUACAAGGACGGAGUGAUCCUGGGAGCUGACACCAGGGCCACAGACGACAUGGUGGUGGCCGACAAAAACUGCAUGAAGAUACACUACAUCGCUCCAAAGAUCUAUUGCUGUGGAGCUGGCGUGGCAGCAGACGCCGUGGUCACCACACAGAUCACAGCGUCCAACGUGGAGCUGCACAUGCUCAACACCGGGCGCCCCCCCCUCGUGGCCAUGGUGACCCGGCAGAUGAAGCAGAUGCUGUUCAGGUACCAGGGUCACGUUGGCUCAUCUCUGAUAGUGGGAGGAGUGGAUGUGACUGGAGCUCACCUCUACAGCGUUUACCCUCACGGCUCCUAUGACAAGCUGCCGUUCGUCACCAUGGGUUCUGGAGCUGCAGCUGCCGUCGCUGUAUUUGAGGACAGAUUCAAACCGAAGAUGGAGCUGGAGGAGGCGAAGCAGCUCGUACGAGACGCCAUCGCUGCCGGGAUUCUCUGCGACCUGGGCUCCGGCAGCAACGUGGACAUGUGCGUGAUCAGCGAGGCCGGAGUGGAGCACCUGCGAGGCUACGACCAGCUGGCGGUGCGAGGCCCGAGAGAGGGAAAGUACAGGUUCGAUCCCGGAACCACUGCCGUCCUGACCCAGACUGUGACCCCUCUGUCCCUGGACGUGGUGGAUCAGAGUGUCCUCACCAUGGAUGCUGAGUGACACCUGCUGGGAUCAGCUGUUUGCAAUAGAAGCUUUAGUUUGUUAAACCACUUACAUGAACAUCAGUUUGUUUGUUUCACUCCUCAUGAAGGUAAAUGUUCACUUUGUUUCUAACGAGAAUUUCACAUUAAAAUCUGUUGUGAUGA
This is a messenger RNA of Pleuronectes platessa (European plaice), 1183 nucleotides long. RefSeq names its product proteasome 20S subunit beta 10 (gene psmb10). Gene Ontology annotation, cellular component: proteasome core complex. The transcript has 8 exons. Bases 228 to 1037 code for a protein of 269 amino acids. Lineage: Eukaryota; Metazoa; Chordata; Actinopteri; Pleuronectiformes; Pleuronectidae. The record is from RefSeq and is a predicted model, not a curated record.